Molecule: messenger RNA, 2127 nt
Organism: [Torrubiella] hemipterigena
Lineage: Eukaryota; Fungi; Ascomycota; Sordariomycetes; Hypocreales; Clavicipitaceae
Source: the annotation of a GenBank genome assembly
AUGGCGGACAAGGAGGCAACCAUCUUCAUCGUUGACCUUGGCGCGUCCAUGGCCAAGUCCCAUUCUGGUCGAAAAGAAUCCGAUUUGGAUUGGACUUUGCGCUACUUCUGGGACAAGAUUACCGACAUUGUUGCAGCAAACCGAAAAACACUCUGUGUUGGCGUAAUUGGCCUCCGAACAGAUGGGACAUCCAACAAGCUCGAAGCAGAAGAGGGCUAUGAGAACAUCUCUGUCUUGCAAGAGCUUGGUCCAAUGUCAAUGUCAUCGCUCAAGGCACUACAAAAACAUAUGAAGCCAAGCAAAACGUGGAGUGGCGAUGCGAUCUCUGCAAUUGUAUUGGCUGUGGACAUGAUGGACAUCUUCACAAAGAAGUUGAAGUGGGUUCGCAAGAUCGUCCUCAUCACCGAUGGACAGGGUGCCAUUGACGGUGAUGAUUUGUCAGAUAUUUCUAAGAAGAUCAACGAAUCAAAUAUCCAGCUCACAGUCUUGGGUGUCGACUUUGACGACCCCGAGAUUGGCUUCAAGGAAGAGGACAAGGACGCUUCUAAGGCUGAGAAUGAGAGAUCGCUGCAAAAGCUCGUCGACGGAUGUUCUGAUGGCAUUUUUGCUUCCAUAAAGGAGGCCAUUGAUGAAACAGAAGCACCAAGAGUGAAGACGGUAAAGCCCUACAAAUCAUAUGAUGGCACGCUCACACUUGGCGACCCCGAAACUUUCCCGGAAGCUAUGAGCAUCAAUAUUGAACGCUACUUUAAGACACACCUUGCACGACCGCCUGGUGCAUCUACUGUGGUUGACAAGCCAGACACAGUUGACCCAGAUCAAAUGGAAGAUGUUCAGUUUUCCGCUGUAAAACAAGCGAGAACCUACAAAGUCGAAGACGAAAGUGCUCCAGGAGGAAAGCGAGAUGUUGAGUUUGAAGCCCUUGCCAAGGGUUAUGAGUAUGGUCGCACCGCCGUGCACAUUAGCGAAUCAGAACACAACAUCACCAAGAUCGAGACGGUGAAGAGCUUUUCAAUUCUUGGCUUUAUUCCGUGGAACAACUACGAACCGUUCCUCAACAUGGGAGAUACUGGUGUGAUUCAUGCUAGGAAAUUCGACGAAAAAUCAGAGCUGGCUAUGUCUUCUCUUGUUUGGGCGUUGAUGGAACUAGAGUCUUAUGCGGUAGCACGGCUGGUUGCCAAAGAUGCCAAAGACCCAGUUCUGGUUCUGCUAGCACCUCAUAUUGAACCGGAAUUGGAGUGUUUGUAUGAUAUUCCAUUGCCGUUUGCCGAGGAUUUACGCACAUAUCAGUUUCCGCCACUGGACAAGGUUGUGACGGUGAGCGGACAGACAUUGGUCAAGCACCGCCUGUUACCUUCUGAUGAGCUAAACCAGGCCAUGAGCGAUUAUGUCGAUGCUAUGGACUUAUCCAACUUUGGUGCUGAUGAGGACGGAAAUGACGCAGAGUACAUGGGCAUUGAUGACAGCUACAAUCCCACCAUUCAUCACACAAACAACGCCAUCAAGCAGCGAGCUGUACACCCCGACAAGUGUCUUCCUGAUGUCCCUGAAAUCUUGAAACAAUUCACGGCACCACCAGAGGCGCUGAUUGAAAAGGUCAAAGGGCACAUUGACACUCUUAUUCAUCACGCAGAAGUCAAGAAGGUUCCACCAAAGGCCAAGGGUCGCCAGAAGCGUGAUGCCAUCAAGCCGCUUUCAGGGCUGGACAUUGAUGCUCUGCUUGGGAUAGAAACUCAAGGCAAGAUUACGGCUGAAAAUCCCGUACCGGAUUUCAAGAGAGCUUUGGCUACUGCCUCACAAAUCGAAGAAAUCACUAGCGCCUCGAAGCAGAUGGGCGACGUUGUGGCAACUCUCAUCACUGACAGUUUUGGAGACAGCAAAUAUGAUCAAGCCAUAGAAUGCCUAGGAGUGAUGCGAGAGGAACUCAUUAGUAUGGAAGAACCUACGCUGUACGAUGAGUUCAUCACGGACUUGAAGAAGAAGAUGCUGUCUGGUGCCCUUGGAGGCGAUAGGCGUGACUUUUGGAUCAAGAUCCGCAUGGCGAAACUUGGUCUUAUUGAACAAUCACAAUCCGAGGUGUCAACAGUCACCAGAGAUCAAGCCUUUGAGUUUUACUCUUCAAGAUGA